Messenger RNA from Paraphaeosphaeria sporulosa, 2211 nucleotides. RefSeq names its product MFS alpha-glucoside transporter-like protein. Gene Ontology annotation, biological process: transmembrane transport; carbohydrate transport. The record is from RefSeq and is a predicted model, not a curated record. Gene Ontology annotation, cellular component: membrane. Lineage: Eukaryota; Fungi; Ascomycota; Dothideomycetes; Pleosporales; Didymosphaeriaceae. Bases 420 to 2096 code for a protein of 558 amino acids. Gene Ontology annotation, molecular function: carbohydrate:proton symporter activity. The transcript has a single exon.
GAAACUCCAUGACACUGCACACACGCCAUGGCCUUCCCAUGCAGCGGCCGCAUCCUCGCUUGAGGCCCCCGUCCGUUCGCGCCAUCCCCAAUCCUAAUCUGGAGACUCGACCUGGGGAGAGCUGGGGAACAUAGAGUUACCCGGCGCUAGUCUGGACCUCCCUGGACGUUCAGGUCUUCGCUUGGCCUGCGCUUGUGCUUGCGCGACAUAUUGAACGCGAGAGUUGCACAUGUGUAUAAGUACGCGUUGGAGGCCCGGGGUAGCUUCGACAUCGAGCAAGACCUCCGCUUCACUGCGACAAGCUCUUUCUACUGUCAAGACAAGUUUCUCGCUAGAGAGGCCCCUCGUCUGAGAGCCUCGGUUCGUAUUUGCACGCAAAUCUUCGUACCCGGAGACCGUCUCCAAUCUCUCCCGCGAAAAUGUCGCGAAACAACAGCAUCACCGUCGACGGCGAACAACAGCGCCGCAUGUCCCUCAACAACGCCGACAUCGCGCAGCUCACCCAAGAUGCCACCCGCGCCACCAAAGCCGAGCAGAAAAUGACCCUCAUGGAGGGCAUCCGGCUGUACCCCAAAGCCAUCGCCUGGUCCGUCCUCCUCUCCGGCGCCAUCAUCAUGGAAGGCUACGACAUCAACCUGAUUGCCAACCUGCAAGCCGUGCCGGCCUUCAAGCGCAAGUUCGGCGUCCAGCUCGCAGACGGCUCCUACGAGGUGACUGCGGCGUGGCAGGCUGGGCUCACCAACGGCGCGUACGUCGGCGAGAUCCUGGGGCUGAUGGUCAACGGUAUCAUUGCGGAGCGGUACGGGUUCAAGAAGACCAUGAUUGGAGCGCUGUCGGCUGUCACCGCGCUCAUCUUCAUCCUGUUCUUCGCGCAGAACAUCGAGAUGCUGCUCGUGGGCCUGAUCCUCAUCGGUAUCCCCUGGGGCGUCUUCCAGACCCUGACCACCACCUACGCCGCCGAAGUCACGCCCGUCCCGCUUCGUCCAAUCCUGACCACCUACGUCAACCUCUGCUGGGUCUUCGGGCAGUUCAUUGCCUCCGGCGUGCUGAAGGGCAUCUCUGAGCGUCCUGACCAGUGGGCCUACCGCAUUCCGUAUGCAAUCCAGUGGAUCUACCCCAUCCCCCUGAUCAUCGGCAUCGCCUUCGCGCCCGAAUCCCCGUGGUGGCUCGUCCGCAAGGAGCGCUACGAAGACGCCAAAAAGAUGGUCCUGCGCCUUGCCUCCCCCGAGAAGAACCCCGACUUCAACGCCGACGAGACGAUCGCCAUGUACAAGCACACCAACGAGCUCGAGAAGGCCGUGUCGGAUGGGACGUCCUACUGGGACUGCUUCAAGGGGACCGACCUCCGACGUACGGAAAUCGCAGCCAUGACGUGGUUCACGCAGGCAUGGUGCGGAUCCUCCUUCAUGGGCUUCUCCACAUACUUUUUUGAAAACGCCGGCCUCGACACCUCCAACGCGUUCAGCAUGUCCCUUGGCAUCUACGCCAUCGGCGCAAUCGGCGUCUUCGUCUCCUGGUGGCUGAUGCCCCGCGUGGGCCGCCGCACACUCUACGUCUGGGGUCUCGUCGUCAUGCUCGCCAUCCUGCUCAUCAUCGGCUUCCUGGGCAUCGCUCCCUCGGGCAACUCCAGCGUCCAGUGGGCCAUUGGCGCCAUGCUAAUAAUCUUCACCUUCGUCUACGACGCCUCCGUCGGCCCCGUCUGCUACUGCCUCGUCGCCGAGAUCCCGUCUUCGCGCCUCCGCCAGAAGACCGUCGUCCUCGCCCGCAACUGGUACAACAUCGGCUCCAUCAUCGGCAACAUCAUGACGCCCCGCAUGCUGAACCCCUCCGCGUGGAACUGGGGCGCCAAGUCCGCGUUUUUCUGGGCGGGCACCUGCUUCCUGUGUCUGGUGUGGACGUAUUUCCGCCUGCCUGAGCCCAAGGGCCGUACCUAUGGUGAGCUCGACAUCCUCUUCGAGCAGCGCGUGCCGGCGCGCAAGUUCAAGGAGACGGUGGUGCAGGAGUUCGAGGAGGACGAGACGUCGGUGGCCGAGAAGAAGCUCGAGGGCGAGAAGACGACGCACUUCGAGGAGGUCAAUUCGAAGCAGAGCAUGUGAAGCGCAUGGGAGUGAGUGACAGAUCGAUCGUGCUUUUUUCGUUCGUUCGCAUCUCCUCAGGUUCUGCAAUAGACUUUGUGUACAUACAAUAUGAUUUUUUUGUUCCCACCUUCAA